Messenger RNA from Cavenderia fasciculata, 888 nucleotides. RefSeq names its product Golgi phosphoprotein 3 family protein. Gene Ontology annotation, molecular function: phosphatidylinositol-4-phosphate binding. Bases 1 to 888 code for a protein of 295 amino acids. Lineage: Eukaryota; Evosea; Eumycetozoa; Acytosteliales; Cavenderiaceae. The record is from RefSeq and is a predicted model, not a curated record. The transcript is spliced from 3 exons.
AUGAACGAAUCCUUACUCCAACCAAACCAUGAUGAUUUAUUUUUAGAUACCAGCCCAAAGAUGGAAUCACCCAAAGUACAAUCAUUUUAUCAACAUAAUAAUAAUAGCAACAACAAGAUAAAUCAAGGACAGUUGGACAAGAAUAAUCUAAGUUUGCCAGAACAAUUAUUUUUAUUAAUGUUGCAAGGACAACAAAGAUGUAGACUUCCACCUUCAAAUGUGCCCUUUUAUCUUGGAUUUAUUGGAGUUGCAUUGGGUGAUUUACUGUUAAGAGGUAGAUUGGCUGUUGAAAAGGGAGAAGUUAAAAAUUUAAUAUUAAUAAAAGUAGUUGAUAUUACACCAACUGGAGAUGGUGUAUUGGAUUAUAUUUUAAAUAAAUGUGAUAAAUUUUCGAGUAAAAGAAGUAAAACAUUUGGAGGAAUGAUCAUGUCAAUUUCAAGAGGAUUCAACUACCAAGUCCAAAGGAAAAUAACUACAAAGAUUGGUGAACAAUUGGUUGAAAAGGGUAUCCUAGCCAAUGGUCCUGAUUCAUUUUUUGCAAAAACUUAUCUUUGGAGAGAUAUGAAUCAAAAAAGAAAACUUGAAUCAACUUGUUCUUUAUUGAUUUCACCAGAGUUUGAUAUUGAUAAUGAUUCAAUAUUUGAUGAAUCAAGAAUUAAAGAAAUAAUUUUAUUAUUAACAAUGAAACAAUAUACAAAUACAACAAGAUAUUCAAUGGUCAAGGAAUUUAUGAAAAGAAACUUUAAAGAUUCUGAUCAAAAGUCGGCUCAAGACAAUAUCAAACAUUUGGAACAAACUUUUAAAACUAUAAAUUAUUCAACACCAUACCACAAGAUGGUUUAUUGGAUAUUACAAGGUGUAAGAUAUAGUUUUGACUCAAACAGUUAA